Cyprinodon tularosa is the source of this 1735-nucleotide messenger RNA. It is a transcript of the gene cry5, whose product is annotated as cryptochrome circadian regulator 5. Gene Ontology annotation, biological process: circadian regulation of gene expression; entrainment of circadian clock by photoperiod. Gene Ontology annotation, cellular component: nucleus; cytoplasm. The transcript is spliced from 11 exons. Gene Ontology annotation, molecular function: FAD binding; DNA binding. The coding region runs from base 163 to 1728 and encodes 521 amino acids. Lineage: Eukaryota; Metazoa; Chordata; Actinopteri; Cyprinodontiformes; Cyprinodontidae. The record is from RefSeq and is a predicted model, not a curated record.
UUUUCCAUUUCCUGUUUUCUUCUGAUUGGCCAAUUUCACUCUAUACGUAGCAGUUACCCGUUUUGUAACACGUCCAACGUGCAGGUUACAAAACGGAGAUUUGUUCAUUACACAAAGCUGCAUCAUAUCGGUGGAUAUAGACAGUGGUGCAGGCUACCAGCAAUGGCUCACGUGUGCAUCCAUUGGUUCCGUAAGGGACUCAGGUUACAUGACAACCCAGCACUUAUUGCUGCCCUGAAAGACUGUAAGGAGCUGUAUCCUGUGUUUAUCAUGGACCCAAAUCUUCACAGCAGUGAGGUGGGCAUCAGCCGCUGGAGGUUUCUCAUUGGAGCACUCAAAGACCUGGACUCCAGCCUGAGGAAGCUCAACUCCAGACUGUUUGUUCUGAGGGGGAAACCAGAGGAAGUGUUCCCAAAGUUGUUCAGCAAGUGGAAGGUAACAAAGCUGACAUAUGAGUAUGACACAGAGCCGUACAGUCUGAGCCGUGAUGAGAAAGUGACCAGUCUGGCUAAAGAAACGGGAAUUGAUGUCAUCUACAAAAUCUCUCAUACUCUCUACAAUAUAGAGAGGAUAAUUGAAGAAAAUGAUGGGAAACCUCCUCUUACAUACAAACGCCUGCAAGCAAUAGUUGCAAAACUUGGUCCACCCGAGAAACCAAUCCCUGCUCCAACCUUGGAUGAUAUGAAAGACGUUAAGACCCCAUGCUCAGAGAAAGAUGAGAAGAAAUAUGGGAUUCCGACACUAGAGGAGUUUGGUCUGGACUCAACGUCUCUUGGAGAGGAGCUGUUUCCAGGAGGAGAACAGGAAGCUCUGAGGAGACUAGAUGAACACAUGAAAAAAACGGGAUGGGUGUGCAGCUUUGAAAAGCCGCAGACCUCUCCAAACUCCCUGAAUCCCAGCACCACGGUCCUGAGUCCAUACGUCACCUUCGGGUGUCUUUCAGCGAGAACAUUCUGGUGGAGGCUCACUGAGGUGUAUCGGGGGAAAAAGCAUUCAGAUCCUCCAGUGUCUCUUCAUGGUCAGCUUCUAUGGAGAGAGUUUUUCUACACCUGCAGUCUGGGAAUUCCUAAUUUUAACAAGAUGAAGGGCAACACGGUGUGCACACAAGUCGAUUGGGACACAAACCAAGACUAUCUAGCAGCAUGGAGAGAGGCCAGGACUGGAUUCCCCUUCAUUGAUGCAAUUAUGACUCAACUGAGGCAGGAGGGCUGGAUUCACCACCUGGCCCGACAUGCUGUUGCCUGUUUCCUGACAAGGGGAGACCUGUGGAUCAGCUGGGAAGAAGGACAGAAGGUUUUUGAGGAGCUCCUGCUGGAUGGUGAUUGGGCUCUGAAUGCAGGAAACUGGCAGUGGCUGUCUGCAAGUGCCUUUUUUCACCAGUUUUUUAGAGUUUAUUCCCCCAUCGCUUUUGGUAAAAAGACGGAUAAAAAUGGAGAUUACAUUAAGAAGUAUCUUCCCCUUCUGAAGAAGUUUCCACCUCAGUACAUUUAUGAGCCUUGGAAAGCUCCCCGCAGUGUCCAGCAAGCUGCAGGAUGCAUUGUGGGCAAAGACUACCCCCAUCCCAUUGUGCAGCACGAACAAGUCAGCAAGAAAAACGUUCAGAGGAUGAAGGAGGCCUAUGCUAGGAGGUCUACGGCUAGCAGUGAGUCACCUAUCAAAAAACAAGGUGAGAAGAGAAAGAGUUUGUCAGUCGUUGACAUGCUUCAGAAGAAAGCCAGAAAAGAGUAAUGGGAUA